AUGCCUGCAGGGCCAGUCGGGCGACGCGGCGAGCGAUCGGUGAUCUUGACCCCUGCACGGCGCGACGGAGCCAUCGCAGCAGCUGAGCUGCGCCGGCUUCGCGCCGUGGAAAGUGCGAAGGAGGGAGAUCAGAAGGAGGUCCUUCUCAAGUCCCUGCUCUACAGCCAGGACUCCAUCAUGGGCCUCUUCGGUGACAGAAAAAGGCGACUGAAGGAAACGCGCAAAGGUCUCUCUGAAGGUUCCAUCAAGCUCACCGAUAUCCCCGCGAUCUCGGUGAUCAGACAAGGCGAAGGCGUCGUGUCGGCGGACAACAGAAGGCUGUGGGUGUUUAAGCACUGCGGCAUGCCCCCGAACACGCGCAUCCCGGUCAUCGUUAAGAAGACGAUGGACGCGAACUUCCGGAGGAAGUCCACUUCGAAGACAGGUGGCCUGACUGUAGCCCAGCGCGGCAACCAGGAUCAGUUCUAA
This is a messenger RNA of Symbiodinium sp. CCMP2456, 468 nucleotides long. The record is from the annotation of a GenBank genome assembly. Lineage: Eukaryota; Dinophyceae; Suessiales; Symbiodiniaceae.